GGUCAGAGUCAAAGUGGUGGUCAUGGUCCUGGAGGUGGCAAGAAGGAUGACAAGGACAAGAAAAAGAAGUAUGAACCUCCUGUACCAACUAGAGUGGGGAAAAAGAAGAAGAAAACAAAGGGACCAGAUGCUGCCAGCAAACUGCCCUUGGUGACACCUCACACUCAGUGCCGCUUGAAAUUACUGAAGUUAGAAAGAAUUAAAGACUACCUUCUCAUGGAGGAAGAAUUCAUUAGAAAUCAGGAACAGAUGAAACCAUUAGAAGAAAAACAAGAGGAGGAAAGAUCAAAAGUGGAUGAUCUCAGGGGAACGCCAAUGUCAGUAGGAACCUUGGAAGAGAUCAUUGAUGAUAACCACGCCAUUGUGUCCACAUCUGUGGGCUCAGAACACUAUGUCAGCAUCCUUUCAUUUGUGGACAAGGAUUUGCUGGAACCUGGCUGUUCAGUCCUGCUCAACCAUAAGGUGCAUGCUGUGAUAGGGGUGCUGAUGGAUGACACAGAUCCCCUGGUCACAGUGAUGAAGGUGGAAAAGGCCCCCCAGGAGACCUAUGCAGACAUUGGAGGACUGGAUAACCAAAUCCAGGAAAUUAAGGAAUCUGUGGAACUUCCUCUUACCCAUCCUGAAUAUUACGAAGAGAUGGGGAUAAAGCCCCCGAAGGGGGUCAUUCUUUAUGGUCCACCAGGCACAGGUAAAACCUUGUUGGCCAAAGCAGUAGCAAACCAAACUUCAGCUACUUUCUUGAGAGUGGUUGGCUCAGAGCUUAUUCAGAAGUACCUAGGUGACGGGCCCAAACUUGUCCGAGAAUUGUUUCGCGUUGCUGAAGAACAUGCACCCUCCAUCGUGUUUAUUGAUGAAAUUGAUGCCAUUGGAACCAAAAGAUAUGAUUCAAACUCUGGAGGUGAGAGAGAAAUUCAGCGAACAAUGUUAGAACUGUUGAACCAGUUGGAUGGAUUUGACUCAAGAGGUGAUGUGAAAGUUAUUAUGGCAACAAACCGAAUAGAAACUUUGGAUCCAGCACUUAUCCGACCAGGCCGCAUUGACAGGAAGAUUGAGUUCCCCCUGCCUGAUGAAAAGACUAAGAAGCGGAUCUUUCAAAUUCACACAAGCAGGAUGACUCUGGCCGAUGAUGUUACCUUGGACGACUUGAUCAUGGCAAAGGAUGACCUCUCUGGAGCUGAUAUCAAGGCGAUCUGUACAGAAGCUGGCUUGAUGGCCUUGCGAGAGCGCAGAAUGAAAGUAACAAAUGAAGACUUCAAAAAGUCUAAAGAGAAUGUUCUUUAUAAAAAACAGGAAGGCACCCCUGAGGGGCUCUAUCUCUAGUGACCCAUAGUUGCCUUCAGAAAAGUGAUUGCGGGUUCUCCUCCACCUGAGAGGGUAGGAGGAAGAUGAGAAGUUACCCUGAGGAAUCCAUUUUCCAGUUGAUUUUUACUAGCAGAGACUCUGUCUUAUGUGAGGUGCAAGGUACAGGUCGGCAGUCUCUAUCUGUUGGUCAUUGUGUGUGCUGCUCUCUGCUUCCCAAUAAAGUAAACACUUUGACAACUGG
Molecule: messenger RNA, 1543 nt
Organism: Nannospalax galili (Upper Galilee mountains blind mole rat)
Lineage: Eukaryota; Metazoa; Chordata; Mammalia; Rodentia; Spalacidae
Gene: Psmc1
Product: proteasome 26S subunit, ATPase 1
Exons: 10
Coding region: 217-1320 (367 amino acids)
Biological process (GO): proteasome-mediated ubiquitin-dependent protein catabolic process
Cellular component (GO): proteasome regulatory particle, base subcomplex
Molecular function (GO): ATP binding; proteasome-activating activity; ATP hydrolysis activity
Source: RefSeq, a predicted model, not a curated record